AUGGCUUCUCUGUCACAUUCACCAGUGAUCGCCACCACAAGCACCAUUCCCAGUACUACAACUUCUUUGUCUUCCUUCUCUCACAAGAAUUCCCAAAUUUCCUUAAUUCAGAAACCUAAGCAUUCCUACGCAUGGAGCAGAGUCUCAUGCAAAGCCACAAACAGUGACCAAAACCCUUCCAACAACUCCAACGAUGCACAACCUCUAGGCAGAACCCUAGACCGGAGAAAUGUACUUCUCGGUCUCGGAGGACUGUACGGAGUGGCCGGUCUCGGCACCGACCCUUUUGCCUUUGCCAAGCCUGUGGCUCCUCCUGACGUCUCCAAAUGUGGAGCCGCAGACUUGCCUACAGGUGCGCAAAAAACUGAUUGUUGCCCGCCGGUAGCCAAAAAGAUAUUCGAUUUCCAGCUCCCACCUCAGUCUAAACUCCGCGUCAGGCCAGCGGCUCACGCUGUUGACAAAGCCUACAUCGAGAAAUACUCCAAGGCCAUCGAGCUCAUGAAAGCUCUCCCUGAUGAUGAUCCACGCAGCUUCAAGCAACAAGCAAACAUUCACUGUGCUUAUUGUGACGGAGCUUACGACCAAGCUGGCUUUCCUGAUCUUGAGCUCCAAAUCCACGGCUCGUGGCUAUUCUUUCCCUUCCACCGAUACUACUUGUACUUCUAUGAGAGAAUCCUGGGCAAAUUGAUCAACGACCCGUCGUUCGCCUUGCCUUUCUGGAACUGGGAUGCUCCGGCUGGCAUGCAACUCCCAGGCAUGUUUGCCAAUCCUAAGUCGCCGCUCUACGACAAGUUCCGAAACGCCAACCAUCAGCCGCCGAAGCUCAUUGAUCUCAAUUACAAUCUCAAGGAUGCAAACGUCUCUGACGAAACUCAAAUCAACACCAACCUCAAGAUCAUGUACAGGCAAAUGGUGUCCAACGCCAAGAACCCUAAGCUGUUCUUUGGAAACCCUUAUAGGGCUGGGGACGAGCCUAGCCCCGGAGGCGGAGCAAUAGAGACUACUCCACAUGGACCGGUCCACAUUUGGACCGGUGACAACACACAGCCGAAUCUUGAGGACAUGGGAAACUUCUACUCUGCCGGUAGAGACCCUAUAUUUUUCUCUCAUCACUCUAACGUUGACCGUUUGUGGACUGUGUGGAAAACCCUAGGAGGCAAGAGAGAGGAUUUCACCGACUCUGAUUGGUUGGAUUCCGGGUUUUUGUUCUAUGACGAGAACGCAAAUAUGGUGCGGGUGAAGGUACGAGACUGCCUUGAUUCCAAGAAGCUAGGGUAUGUGUACCAAGACGUUGACAUCCCAUGGACAAGCCACAAGCCAACUCCACGUAGAGUCAAGGAUGUCAUCAAGAAAUUUGGUCACAAGCUCCACGGCCACGGUGUUGCUCACGCCGCGGAGACUUCUACCAAGGUGGUGGCGGGGGCUCAUUUUCCGAUAAGCUUGGCGUCAAAGAUUAGUAUUGCGGUGGCUAGGCCGCAGCAGAAGAAGAGGAGCCAGAAGGAGAAGGACCAUGAGGAGGAGGUACUGGUGAUUCAAGGGAUUGAGUUUGACAGGGACGUCGGGGUGAAGUUUGAUGUGUAUGUGAACGAUGAGGAUGACUUGCCUAGUGGACCGGAUAAGAGUGAGUUUGCCGGGAGCUUUGUGAGUGUGCCGCACAGGCAUAAGCAUACCAAGAAGAUUAACACUGUCUUGAGGUUAGGGUUGACAGAUUUGCUGGAAGAUUUGGAUGCCGAGGACGAUGAAACUAUCGUGGUAACUUUGAUUCCAAGGUAUGGGGCUGAGCAUGUCAAGAUUGGUGGCAUCAAGAUUGAGUUUGCUGAUUAAAUCAGUGUUGUGCUUCUCCAAUUUGGUGAUUACUUCUUGGCUUUCGAAUAAUCAAAUGUACGUUUAUAAAUAAUCAUGACUGUGUGGCAUGCAGUUUCGUGCAUUUUCUCCAAUGGAAAAACUAUAUAUAUACCUUCUUUGUUU
Molecule: messenger RNA, 1968 nt
Organism: Fragaria vesca subsp. vesca
Lineage: Eukaryota; Viridiplantae; Streptophyta; Magnoliopsida; Rosales; Rosaceae
Product: polyphenol oxidase, chloroplastic-like
Exons: 1
Coding region: 1-1824 (607 amino acids)
Biological process (GO): pigment biosynthetic process
Molecular function (GO): catechol oxidase activity
Source: RefSeq, a predicted model, not a curated record